This is a messenger RNA of Sphenostylis stenocarpa, 1191 nucleotides long. Lineage: Eukaryota; Viridiplantae; Streptophyta; Magnoliopsida; Fabales; Fabaceae. The record is from the annotation of a GenBank genome assembly.
AUGGUGGCUGAAGCAGAGGUUGUGUGUCAGCAGAACGUGGGUGUGCUGGAUUUGAAGCAUUUUCCAACCAAGGGAAGCGAUGUUCACGAGAUCGGAGAUGUAGAUGCUAUUUCGCCUCCGAGUUUUGACCGAGUUCGUGCGACUGAGUCGGUCUCCGCCGAGUUACUCACUUCACAAGAAGAUGUUAAGUCUACAGACAGGAUCUUAGAUGCUGCUCUUGAAUCUGCGGUUCUGAAGUUUAUACCUUGCCUCCGUUCAGGUAGUUUUGCUGAUAUUGGGCCACGGAGAUACAUGGAAGAUGAACAUAUAAGGAUAGAUGAUUUGUCAUCUCAUCUGGGAUCACUAUACAACUUUCCCAAACCAAGUGCCUUUUAUGGGGUGUUUGAUGGUCAUGGAGGACCUGAAGCUGCAGCUUAUAUUAGAAAAAACGUGAUAAAAUUCUUCUUUGAAGAUGUCAGUUUCCCACAGACUUCUGAAGUCAACAAUGUAUUUCUGGAAGAGGUAGAGGAUUCCCUCAGAAAGGCGUUUCUUUUGGCUGAUUCAGCUUUGGCCGAUGAAUGCAGUGUGAAUAGUUCAUCAGGCACCACGGCUCUUACUGCUUUGAUAUUUGGAAGGCUUCUAAUGGUGGCCAAUGCUGGCGACUGCCGAGCGGUUCUCUGUCGCAAAGGAGAGGCCAUUGACAUGUCACAAGACCACAGGCCUAUUUAUGCAUUAGAGCGGAGGCGUGUUGAAGAAUUGGGUGGCUACAUAGAUGAUGGUUAUCUCAAUGGGGUUUUAUCAGUUACUCGAGCACUAGGGGACUGGGACAUGAAGUUACCUAAGGGCGGUCCUUCACCUUUGAUUGCAGAGCCUGAGUUCAGGCAAGUGGUUCUAACAGAGGAUGAUGAAUUCCUCAUCAUAGGAUGCGAUGGCAUCUGGGAUGUCAUGUCAAGUCAACAUGCAGUUAGCCUUGUUCGCAGAGGCCUGAGGCGGCAUGACGACCCGGAGAAAUGUGCCAGGGACCUGGUUAUGGAAGCAUUACGCCUGAACACAUUCGAUAAUCUCACUGUGAUCAUUAUAUGUUUUUCUUCCCUUGACCACAUGGAGCCAGAACCAUCCCCUCCUCGCCAACGGAAAUUGAGAUGCUGUAGCCUCUCUGCAGAGGCUCUUUGUAGCUUGAGGAGCCUGUUGGAAGGCAGUGCUAGCAACUGA